Molecule: messenger RNA, 369 nt
Organism: Adineta steineri
Lineage: Eukaryota; Metazoa; Rotifera; Eurotatoria; Adinetida; Adinetidae
Source: the annotation of a GenBank genome assembly
AUGACACUUUGUCAAUAUGGAAGUUUUGGUUAUUUGAUGAAUGCUGCAACAAAACGUGCACUAACUGCUGAAGGUUUUAAAGAUAAAAAUCCAUUUCGUUUUUCUGAUAUUUUCAUGACUGGCAUUAUACCUGAUCGUCUAAAUUUUGUAUGUGAAAUUAUGCCAUUUAUUAUUCAUCAAGGUACAAUGGAGCAAUGUAUGGGAUUUGUAAAAAAUAAUUCGGUAGAAAAUCCUCCACCAUCUACUACACCACUUCUCGUGUGUUCAACUGGUCGUCAUUUAGGAAAUAAUGCAUUCUCGGAUUAUUAUAGAAUGUGGACAGCUCUUAAACUUAUCUAUGCUAAUAGAUUAAAACCAAAAAAUCAAUAA